Messenger RNA from Nannospalax galili (Upper Galilee mountains blind mole rat), 6245 nucleotides. It is a transcript of the gene Ticrr, whose product is annotated as TOPBP1 interacting checkpoint and replication regulator. Gene Ontology annotation, molecular function: chromatin binding. The transcript is spliced from 22 exons. The record is from RefSeq and is a predicted model, not a curated record. Lineage: Eukaryota; Metazoa; Chordata; Mammalia; Rodentia; Spalacidae. Gene Ontology annotation, cellular component: nucleus. Gene Ontology annotation, biological process: response to ionizing radiation; mitotic DNA replication checkpoint signaling; DNA replication. Bases 83 to 5767 code for a protein of 1894 amino acids.
AGUCCGGCCUGAGGGGAGCGGUGAAUGGCGCUGCUUGUCUGAAGGGUCGCGCGCGCCCGGGUGCUGACCCCGGGAGGCCGAGAUGAUCUGCUGUCACAAAGUGAUGCUGCUGGUGGACACCGCAGGCGACGCGGCUCGCCACAGCUUGAUGCGGCGGGCCGCCCUGCGCCUCCUCACUUACUUGAGCUGCCGCUUCGGCCUGGCCCGGGUCCAUUGGACCUUCAAGUUCUUUGACUCUCAAGGGGCGCGCAGCCGGCCCUCUCGGGUGUCUGACUUCCGAGAGCUGGGGACCCGGUCCUGGGAGGACUUCGAGGAGGAACUGGAGGCCAGGCUCGGGGAUCGUGCUCCUGGAGCCCACCUGCCGGGCCCCGCGCCCAGGGCCACCCACACGCACGGCGCCCUGAUGGAGACGCUGCUCGACUACCAGUGGGACCGGCCCGAGAUCACGUCACCCACCAAGCCGGUCCUCCGGAGCAGCGGGCGGAGACUGUUGGGCGCCAACAGCGAGGCCCAGGGGGCCGAGGCCGCGCUCGGAGGGUUUGGGAACGUGGUCUUCCUCCUGGCGCCCUGUCCACACUCGCAGAGGGAGCUGCUACAGUUCGUGUCUGGGUGUGAGGCCCAGGCUCAGUGCGUCCCGCUCACAUCCAAGCAGGUGAUGGAGAAGUUGUUACCCAAGAGAGUCCAGGAGGUCAUGACCGUCCGAAACAUCACCUUGUACUGGGUGGACACCACCGAAAGGUCUACGUUAUGGGAAUCCCCAGACCACAUUGGUUAUUGGACAGUUUGUGAACUGCUCCACCAUGGAGGAGGCACUGUCUUGCCAUCAGAAACUUGGAGCCAGGGUUUUAUUAAAGCUGGGGAAACAAUGCUGGGGGGUGAAGGCAAACUGUCCUGCAAACCUUGCCUCUCCCCAUGGAUUUCAGCUCUGCCAACUGAUGCCACUUUAAACUGUUUACUCUAUAAUUCUCUUGAGUAUGAAGCCUCAUUUCCACAGAUGGAAGGAACAUUAUUUCUUCCUGUUAAAGGCAAAGAGAUUCAAGAAACAUGGACAGUUUCCUUAGAGCCUUUAGCCAUGCAUCAGAGACAUUUUCAGAAACCAGUUAGAAUUUUUCUAAAAGGUUCAGUGGCCCAGUGGUCUCUCCCAAUGAGCGACAUUUUAGGCACUGACAAUUGGAAGCUACAAAGUCCAGAAGAGCACAAAUCAACUCAGAGACUGUUAUUUCAGGAGCUGGUAAGCAAGCUGACUGCUGAAGAGUUACAUCUGGUUGCCAGUGUGGACCCUGGUGAAGGCUGGCCCCCCAUCACUGGAGUUAUUUCCCCACUCUCUGCCAAUGCUAUGAUUCUCACUGUAUUCCGAGCCAAGGAGGCUGAAUUUCAAAGACAUUUUCUCCAGACAGUUGGGGCUGAAGGCCCCCAGGAAACAGCUUCCCUUUUCUCAGAUGUUGUAGAUAGUGUACUUAAUCAGGUUCAUAAUUCAUUUGAAGAUCCUGCUGCUUCUGUUCUCCCUGUUCCAGAGUGGGCCCAGCAGGAGCUUAAAUGUACUAUCCCCUGGAGUUCGGCUAUUGUGGAAAAGUGGUUUCCUUUCUCUAACAUCAGUGGCACCAGUUCAAACUUGAUGGAAUCAUUUUGGUUACUACAGGCUGCCUCACCUAAUAAGGAAGAGUCCUCCAAAACUGAAAGUGAAUUAACACGUUGUCUCUCUGACCUCUACCAGAGAAAGUCCCAUGAAGACUCUGGCAUAGCUCAUCAAGAAGGCAGCCGAAAGAAACGUGGUGUCCCUUGUACUCCAGUGAGACAGAAGAUGAAUACCAUGUCCCGUUCCUUAAAGAUGCUGAAUGUGGCAAGGCUAAAUGUAAAGGCUCAGAAGUUACAUCCAGAUGGUAGUCCAGAUGUGGCUGUGGAGAAAGGGCUCCAAAAGUCAAUUGGUGGAAGAAUAGCAGAUAAAUUGGAAGACAGAGGAAGAACAUUAAGAAGUUCUAAACUUAAAGAUUUUAAAACUGAAGAGGAGCUACUAUCAUACAUUCGUGAAAAUUAUCAAAAGACUGUGGCCUCAGGAGAAAUCACAUUGUAUUCAUGUGCUCAGAGUAUGGUCUCAACCAUUAAGGUGUUCCUAAAGUCAAAAGAUACCAAGGAAUUGGAGGUAACCUGCCUGAAUCAUGUAAAAAACAAUCUCUUAAAAAACAGCAAAACUCUUCGACAAAAUCUCUGGGAAAAACUGGAUAAAGAAGUCAAAGUCAGAGAGUGCCAGCUUCAAGUGUUUCUUCAUCUGGAGACGUGUCUCCAAUGUCCUUCAGUACUGGAAAGUACAGAUGAGGUGGAGCAGGUAGUGGAGGAGGUGACAGAUUUACUACGCAUGAUGUGUCUCACUGAGGACUCAGCACACCCCUCAGAGUUUCUGGAGGAGAUUUUGGGAUUGUAUAUUGACUCCAUCCCAAUGACAAUUGGAAAACUUUACCACAGUCUGGGGUUUAUGAUUCCUCAGAGGCUGGCCAGUGUCCUUCCUCCAGAAUUUUUCAGUGAUGACUCAAUGACACAAGAGAGCAAGUCACCACCUCUUUCGUCAGCUGCUCACAGAUCAGUGUCGGGCAUCUCUGAGUCUGACCAGCUGGAGGAGCUACGGACCAGAUCAGCCAAGAAGAGAAGGAAAAAUGCACUAGUAAGACAUAAAAGCAUUGCAGAGGUUUCACAGACUCUUCGACAAAUUGAAAUUCCCAAAGUGUCCAAGAGAGCUAUGAAAAAUGAGCGCUCUCACCCUGCUCCUGCACAGCAUCCACUCCCAGUGAAAGACACAGUACAAGAGGUGACCAAAGUUCGAAGAAACCUCUUUAAUCAGGAAAUGCUUUCUCCUUCAAAGAGAUCACAAAAGCGGGGGCUGCCUAGAAGCCAUUCUGUAUCAGCUAUGGACUGUGUAUACCACAAGUGUGACAACUUCAAGAAGAACAAAAGCACUACGUUUCAGGGUUAUCACAAACUGCUGACUAAGAGUGUGACUGAGACCCCAGUCCACAAGCAAGUCUCCAAGAGGCUGCUCCAUAGACAAAUCAAGGGCAGGUCCUCUGAUCCUGGUCCUGAUAUUCGUGUUGUUGAAGAGUCUCCUGAAAAAGAGGAUGAAAUAAGUUUGAGACGAAGUCCUCGAAUCAAGCAGUUGUCAUUUAGCAGAACAAAUUCUGGAUCCUUCUAUUCUGCAUCUCAGCCAAAGUCUCGAAGUGUACAAAGAGUCCACUCAUUCCAGUGGAAAUCAGACCAAAGAGAAAAUUCUCCAGUCCAAAGUGUUCAGUCUCCCAAAACUCUUCUUUUUGGGGCACUAUCUGAGAUGAUCAGUCCUUCAGAGAAGGGUUCAGCCCGAAUUAGAAGGUCCUCAAGAAGCAUGUUGGGUUCUGAGACACCUACAGCUUACCAGACUCCCAAAAAGAGAUACCUGAAAUCUCCAAGCUUUCCUAAAACUACACCAAGGAGGUUCCCUCGUACACCACAGAACCUGCUGUUCACUCCAGAAAGACCACAAAACCCCCUUGCUGAAAUGACACCAACUGAACGAGCCAUUUCUGAGACAUCUUUAAAAAAACCCUCUUUACACAGUUACAGCUCACCAUUGGCAUCAAAAAUCACUUUUCAAAAAGGAGCCAACCCAGCAAAAGAAGGGGUCUCUCUUUUCAUGGAGCUACCCAGAACUCCCAGGAGACCAGGUGCUCAGCCACCUGGGUUUUUAUCAAACUCUGCAUGGCCACACCCAGUGAAUUCCAGUCCAGAAAGCCCUUGCUGUCCAGCAUUCCCACCUCCUUUGACCGCCCAGCCCAGGAGUGAGUGUCUGAGCCCCACCAGAUACUCCUUCAGAACACCGCCAAGGACAGCAGCCCUCACAGGCACACCUGAGAAUCAGAAGCACCAACAACUCUGUCUCCCCAGGGCUUUUCAGGCACAGAAACCAGCAGACAAACUACAGGAUGAAGCUGUCAAAACCCCAAAGAAACCAGAAGCUACAAUUACUGCUUCCCUACCUCUUUCUCCAAAGCAACAAUUUACUUUACCAGUGUGUGAUGUUUCCCAGAGUCAGCUUAGGAAAUCGUUGUCAGCGUCUCCUUCCCUUGGAGAACUGGUUUGGAAAGAGCCCCAAAUUUCAACCACUAUAGCUACAUCUGUCUUCUGUUCUGUUCCCUCAACUCCUCCCAGAAUCUCACAGAGAGUGACCUGCAACCCCAUCCCCCCUUCUCCACCAUCUAAGCUUGGGAGACUGUACAGAAAGACAUCCAGUCCUCCUCAAGGCUUCCCCAAAUGCCAGUCUAGACUCUCUGCUGUGCCAGGGCUGGACAUAGCUGCCAGCCCAGUGGCCAUUACAGGCUCUAAAGAGGGCCAAUCUCAAUCUUCUGAAGGACAGAAUUACCUGGGCACUGGUUUCAGGAGUGACUGGCACACAUCCUCUCCUGUGCUCAUUGCAAGUGACACAGAGUACCUUACUCUGCUUGAUGAAGCCAAAUACUCUGGCCUUGAGAGCCAUGAGGUGCAAAGUGGCAUCUUCCCAGGGGAAAAAGGUGAGGAGCCAAAGACCACUGUUGCCCAUGAGCCUGUGUCUGACUCUGGGGUUCUUCCACCUGCCUCUUCUUCCUUGUCCAGCUCUCCUGAGGUACCCUAUACCCUGAUCUGUACUGCAGACAGAAGGCAGACCCAGGCUGUGAAGCAGGAAAGCCUGCAAGCUUCAGAGGUUGCUUGCAGUCCUCAGACCUAUGAAGUUGAGCUAGAGAUGCAAUCGUCUGGCCUUCCCAAGCUCCGAAUUAAGAAGAUAGACCCUGAAACUUUUUUGGAAGCUGAGCCCCUAGGAAAGGAGAGCCCUCUGGGAGAGGGGAGCUCCCUCCCUGCUCUCAGCGUAUUCAAGGCCAGUAGGUCUUCCAGUAGAGCUGAGCAUACCUACUUAUCACCCCCCUGCCUCCACCCCUCGCACAGCACACCUGGCAAGAAUGGGGGGCAAACCUACAUCUGCCAGUCCUGUACCCCAUCCCACUGCCCAUCCAGUACCCCUUCUCCAUUUCAAGCAGAUGUUGGGGUUCCUUGGACACCAUCCCCCAAGCAGAGUGGGAAAACCACUCCUGAUACCAUUAAAGACUGGCCCCGUAGAAAGAGGGCUGUAGACUGCAGUGCUGGGCCCUCUGCUGGGAAAGGAGAGGCCUGUACGGACUUUCUAGGGACUUUAUCACUGCUUGAGCCUGAGCCAGAGGGAAAGGAGCAAAGCCUUGAACGUGACCUCCAUAAGACUCUUAUCUUGGAAGAUUUUGAGCUUGAGGGGGUAUGUCAGUUGCCAGACCAGUCACCUCCCAAGGACAGUGUAUCUAAGACUGAGGAGCCCUUCUCCUGGGGACAGUUUGGGUUGGGCUCCAGGAAGAGACUCCUAUCUGCCGAGGAAGAAGCUGAGUACAAAUCCAAAAGGAUCUAUGAUUCCCUGAGUGAAGACUCCGAAGCUAGCAAGCAUGAAGAGAGGUCUCCACGUUGGAAUGUGCCACCACUCCCCUCUGUAGGGGAUGACGAGGUGUUUGUUUCUGGUUCCUCCCCACCCUCUGGCUGUAUGGUACGAAGCUGCCUCUCUGCCAGUAGUCUGCAGGCCCUGACCCAGUCUCCACUGCUUUUCCAGGGAAGGACACCUUCCUCUCAGUGCAAGGACAACAGAGAUGAGGAUGUGGAUGUAUUUCCCUCCAAUACUGAAGAGUCUCCUUUCAGCCAAGCUUUCCCCCGGAGGCGGCCCUUCAGAACUUAUACACGGAAGAAGCUCAUUAGCUAGUCCAGGUGGAACACGGCUGGAGGACUCAGAAUUAUGAGCACUACAAGCCUGGCCAGCUCCCCUGCAUUCCUGGAGAGGUGUUCCACAGUGGCGUUCUCUGGACGUGGAUGCAAUGCCAGACUUGCACCAUCAAUGCCAGCAGUGUGCGCAGGAGUGGCCAGGACUUAAUGGAACUGAGAAAGUUCAGAAGUGAAAGCUAAGGCCAGGUCCCCUGUGGGCUUAAAGAAAUUGGGGGACUUUGCUGGGCGUAGUGAUGCAUGCCCGUAAUCCCUGCAUUUGGGAGGCAAAGAGGAUCAGGAAUUUAAGGUCAUCUUCUCAUGGACUCCAUCAGGCUCUGCCCCUUGUUGGUGGAGGUCAGGAGUGGGGUAGGUAGCUUAUGUAUAACUUUUGCAGGUUGGGAGUCUAGACACUAAGCAAGGAACCCAUUCCAUACCUCUUUGCCAUGACCUUGGCAAUUCAGAGGACCACUGCCUCUAUU